This is a messenger RNA of Osmia lignaria (orchard mason bee), 3858 nucleotides long. The record is from RefSeq and is a predicted model, not a curated record. Lineage: Eukaryota; Metazoa; Arthropoda; Insecta; Hymenoptera; Megachilidae.
AUGGCCACCCAGAAGACGCCGGAGGAGCGCCCUGUAACGAGAAGAAGUACCCGGGCGAAGACUCUGUCGCCCGGGUCGACACUAGAGAAGAAGAUGAAGGGGGACGGACCUGCCACCCUACCGUCCCCCAUUACAGGGCGCACCGGGAGAAGGAACCUUCUCCCUGCUAUAGCCGAGGCGUCGCCAGCUAUACCAGCGGCGCCGGUGGAGGGACCGAAGAGUGGAGGAGGAGGAGGAAGAAGAAGACAAGUAGGUGAAGAGGAGGAGGACUGGCGGGACGUCACGCCGCGGAACAGGAGGAGAAGGGCUGGGCGGCAACAAGAGGAGGGAGCAUUGACGACCCCGUCACCGAAGACGCCGGCGCGGCAGCCACGGCAAGAUCAGCAAGUGCAACACGAAGAGGAUGUGGUCUGGGGGUCACGCGUGGUAAGGACCCCUACGGAGACGGAGCAGAGGCCUCGUAGUAAACCUCUGACUGUCGAUAGGGCUACUAGCCCUAUCGACUUUAACAACAAUAUUUCUAGUCAAUGUUCUUGUGAUCGUCCUAGUUUAAGAAUAACCGCCAGCAGCGCGACUAAUUGCCCCGGGUCAAACCGGGGCUCUGUUUUCAGAUCGAAUGAGCAGAACAGGAGGGGCCGAGGGGGCACCAUUAACAACACUAACAAUAGAAGCUCCCGCGAAACAAUUACACAAAGAGUACCCCCCAGAGGUCGGGCCCCACAGUCGCCCGCGACGCACCGGCGGGGGAGGAUGACGCCCCCGACUUCACCUGAGCGCCGGGGAUCCCGGAGAGGGCGCGAUCCGCGUCGGGACACACGGCUCCCUGAUGCCGUCUCACACGCCGGCCGACUCGACGAACCGACCCCCGACACCGACCGACCCGAAGGGCUCCGUAGGAGCACGAGGGCAGCGAUAGGUGUCGAAAGGGCAGGUCUCACUGAGGAAGCCGAAACGGUGACGACGCUUCAGGCGCUGGAGGACUUCGCUGCGAAAGUGGCGGAGUUCUUCGUUAAGCAUCGGGCCGUGGAUACCGAACGGGCCGCAAAUCCAGCCACCAGUGGGAGGGGUGGCCGGCCACGACCGGCUGCGAGGAGGGAAGGCGAGUCUCACCGUCCGAGGGACAGUUCGACGACGACCGGUACUCCUGCCGACCGCGAGGAAUAUGUUCGGGAGGCGACGCGCAUUCAGCGCUUGUUCCGUGCGAACCGGAAGCGUGCGGUGCGAGAGGUCCUGAAAGGGUCCUCUCCACACUGUGAGGUGUCGAAGGACGCAGUCCAGCGACACUUCGCAGAUAUGUAUGCUCUCCGGGAUCGCGCGGAGCCCCUCCCGACUAUCCAUUACGAGACAGCACAGGGGAGUGACGCUCUGGUGUCGACAUGUACGGCCACCGAGGUGAGCCGCCGCCUGGACCGGAUGAAGAAAUCUUCUCCGGGUCCCGACGGCGUAACCUACGGUGAUUUGCGCGAUGUCGACCCAGGCGCCACGCUUCUAACGGCGCUAUUCAACGCCUGUCUUAGGAUGGAGCAUAUUCCGCGCGUUUGGAAGGAGUCAAACACCGUUCUUAUUUAUAAGAAGGGUGACCGGGAUGACUUGUCCAACUGGAGACCACUCGCGAUGGGUGAUACUGUGCCGAAACUCUUCGCCGCUGUUAUGGCCGACCGCCUCACUCACUGGGCCGUACAAAACCGACGGCUCUCACGAGGCCAGAAGGGCUUCCUGCCGUACGAGGGGUGCCUUGAGCACAACUUCGUGCUGCAGGAAUGCAUCGCCGACGCCCGGAGAAGAAAAGGGGAACUGGUGGUGGCGUGGCUGGAUCUUUCCAAUGCUUUUGGAUCGAUCCCGCACGCCACUAUCCUGGAGUCGCUCACCAACGCCGGGGUGCCGCGGGCGAUGACAAAUAUCGUCGCCAGUAUGUAUACAGACUGCGCGACGAGGGUCCGUACCGCUGAGGGGUACACUGAUAGAAUCCCAAUAAGAUCGGGAGUAAAGCAGGGCUGCCCCCUUAGCCCUAUCCUGUUUAAUUUAGCGCUAGAGCCGGUCGUCCGCGCAGCCGAAGACUCCACAACAGGCUACAACAUCGCGGGAGAAAGGAUUGUGGAGCUCGCCUAUGCGGACGACAUCGCGCUGCUGGCGGAGAGCGAAGAGGAGAUGAGGGUUUUGCUUCGAGAAAUUGAGAAGAUUGCAGCCAACCUGGGUCUCGCCUUUAAUGCAAAGAAAUGUGCAACCCUACACAUAAGAGGCCGGGACGACGUACUGGACACCGUGUACCGUAUCCAGGAGGAACCCGUUCCGGCUCUGGAAAAAGGUGAGUCUUACCAACACCUAGGGAUCCCAACCGGGGUUCAGCUUGAUCAGACGCCCUACACCACGAUCCGAGGCGUGUUGGAGGAUCUGGGCGCGCUGGACAGUUCACUCCUUGCCCCCUGGCAGAGAGUCGAGGCGCUGGCGACAUUUAUUGUCCCGCGUCUCGAUUUCCUGCUGAGGGGAGCCAAUAUGCGGCGAACGAUCCUGUCGGAGCUUGACAAGGCUAUCAAGCGGACGGUUAAGCUAUGGCUCCACUUGCCCCAGCGCGCUAGCCCGGAGGUAGUCCACAUUCCCCCGUCACUGGGAGGAUGUGGGCUCCCUCCGAUAGCAGACCUCGCUGAGGUCACGGCCGUGGCCCACGCAUUCAGGAUGCUGAAUGCUAAGGACCCGGUCGUGGCUCGUAUCGCGAGGUCCACGCUGGAAGCUGCCGCGAGCGAGAAGCUUCGUCGAGCUCCGACUGAUCGGGAUCUUGCCCAGUACCUGUCGGGCUCUUUGGCCGGGGACUGGUCAAGACCAACGACUGGUCGUUCGUCGUUUUGGUCGAGGGUGCGGUCCGUCGCGCUGAGAUCCGGAGCGCGUCUCGGUUUUCGCUGGGAGUGGUGCGAUGAUCGAGCUGAACUCGCGAUUGUCAUGGAAUCCCGAAACGGACGUCGGGUAGUCGUGCCGCCUCUUGCCAAGGCACAUGUCAUCACCAGGAUGAGGGCUGCAGUGACGGAGCACUACGUGUCCUCGCUUCUUCGGAAGUCGGACCAAGGUAAGGUUUUCCAGGCAACCACCCAACAUGCGGUGAGCAAUCGCUUCAUGAGGGGUGGCGCGUUUAUCCGCUUUGCUGAUUGGAGGUUUAUCCAUCGCGCCCGCCUCGACGUGCUCCCGUUAAACGGAGCCCGUCGAUGGGGGAGCGAUGAUAAGCGCUGCAGGCGAUGCGGAUACACGCUGGAAGGCCUUCCUCAUGUGCUCUGCCACUGCGGUCCUCAUUCUGCCGCCAGGCAGAGACGGCACGACAACCUCGUCCUGAGGUUGAGUAAGGCGAUCCGGCUUCCCGGUGAGAUCCGGAUCAACAGGCGUGUCCCCGGGGCGACAGGAGAGUCUUCGGCGCUUCGCCCGGACAUCGUGGUCACGCACGAAGCGUCGAAGACCAUUGUACUGGUCGAUGUAGCCGUGCCCUUCGAAAAUACGAUGCAGGCCAUCGUAGAGGCAAGAUUCGAGAAAAUUAACAAGUACCAGCAACUAGCUGAUUCUCUGAAAGGGCGCGGCUACAAAGUGUACCUAGAUGCUUUCAUUGUGGGCGCCCUGGGCGCCUGGGAUCCGGGGAACGAGUUCCUCCUGGAACUACUUAGAAUCUCGCCGCGAUACGCAUCAUUGAUGCGGAAACUGAUGGUCGCUGAAACAAUCGCGUGGUCCCGGGACAUGUAUGUUGAGCAUGUCUCGGGCAUUAGACAGUACACGGUGUCCAGUACUGAAAACCAUAAUGAAAACCAUAAUAAUAGCAACAGGGUCAACGUCGACGAACUGGAAGGCGAGGCCCGCGUACCCUCAUCUCCUCCCCACGUCUGA